This is a messenger RNA of Saxophila tyrrhenica, 813 nucleotides long. RefSeq lists its product as uncharacterized. The record is from RefSeq and is a predicted model, not a curated record. NCBI's taxonomy places the organism in Eukaryota, Fungi, Ascomycota, Dothideomycetes, Mycosphaerellales, Extremaceae. Bases 1 to 813 code for a protein of 270 amino acids. The transcript is spliced from 2 exons.
AUGGACUGUCCACGCUGUACCAUCCGCUUGACACGCCCUGCCAAACGGCUCCGUGUCACACUACCCGCCCGCCGCGCCUUUCACGCCUCCCCAGCGCACUCACGCCUGGGUGCUCAAACCUAUGCUCAGGAAUGGCAGACCGGCAGCUACCACUUCAACAAGGCCCACACCAAAACAUUGCCAGUCGCCGCAAAGCGUACCGAUGAGCUGCUCACGAACUGGAUGACGCAACAGAAACGCCGCGCGGGACAAACGGAUUCGGUAGUCUCGCAACAGCUAUUGCGCAACCAGAUCGCAGCGCAGAGACGGAAGACGGAUACAGUGCUCGUGAGCAACAGUACUGCGAAGGACUUUGGGGAUCGGGUCGAGGUCACUGCAUUCAUCUACAAUGGAGUUGAGGCAGCGGAGCAGGAAGAGGAGCGGAAGAGGCAAGCUAGAAAGGGGGUCAAGGCCGAGGGUGGGGAGGGCGGAGGCAACAAGAGAGGGCCUGUCAGGAGGAGGAGGGGACCUGUUCGGCCUGGAGAUGGUAAUGCCCCUGGGGCUGGGAUGGGAGGUGGAGCUGGUCCUGGGCCUGGGCCUGGUGUGAGAAGAGCGUCCGCAGCCAAGGCAGGCGGAAUCUGGGACCAGGGGCCGUGGGAGGUGGCAAUCGGUUUGGCAGGCCGGGAGGGCCACCCAGAGCAGGAGGACCUGCGGGUGGCUCUAGGCCGCCCCUCGGUGCUCCUUUCCCUCCGAGGGCUCCAAGAGCACCACCGAGCACGUAAAGCAGUUUUCCGCACAUCUGGAAAAACCCAGCCCCAGAGAUAUGAGGAGUGA